This is a messenger RNA of Peronospora farinosa, 489 nucleotides long. Lineage: Eukaryota; Oomycota; Peronosporomycetes; Peronosporales; Peronosporaceae. The record is from the annotation of a GenBank genome assembly.
AUGAUCAAGGGGAUUCUUAUUGUAAACAACCACGGCAAGCCGCGUAUUGUCAAGUUCUAUGAGCAUGUGCCUGAUGCUGAGCAACAAGCGGUGAUCCGAGAUAUCUAUACCCAAGUGUCCAAGCGUCCCGAUACGCUCUGCAAUUUCCUUGAGGGCACUGUACGGUAUUGGGGCAGUGGUGUGAAGCUCAUUUACCGACACUAUGCGACUCUGUACUUUGUCUUUGCAGUGGACAAGCAGGAAAGUGAUCUGGGUAUCUUGGACCUCAUUCAAGUGUUUGUAGAGACACUGGACAAGAUCUUUGAGAACGUGUGCGAGCUGGACCUGAUUUUCCACAGCGACAAGGUCCAUUAUGCUCUAGACGAGAUCGUAAUGGGUGGAAUGGUACUGGAAACCAACAUUAACGAGGUGCUGACGGCUGUGAACGAGAUGAACCGCAAGGACAACAUGUCGUCCAGACGUUCGCUGCAAUCAACCAUUAAGAAAUAA